Messenger RNA from Sorex araneus (European shrew), 768 nucleotides. It is a transcript of the gene SLC26A1, whose product is annotated as solute carrier family 26 member 1. Gene Ontology annotation, molecular function: oxalate transmembrane transporter activity; secondary active sulfate transmembrane transporter activity; bicarbonate transmembrane transporter activity. The record is from RefSeq and is a predicted model, not a curated record. NCBI's taxonomy places the organism in Eukaryota, Metazoa, Chordata, Mammalia, Eulipotyphla, Soricidae. Gene Ontology annotation, cellular component: membrane. Bases 1 to 669 code for a protein of 222 amino acids. The transcript has a single exon. Gene Ontology annotation, biological process: transmembrane transport.
AUGGAUGUGUGCCCAGAGCAUACACCACAGGGGCCAGGGCUGGUGCUGGUGCGCCGGCAGCCCCCCGCCCCCCGGGGCCUGCGGCAGAGGCUCAAGGGCCAGCUGAGGUGGCGAGGGUGCAGCCUGCAGCGUGCCCGGGCACUGCUGCAGACGCUGGUACCUGCCACACGCUGGCUGCCACGCUACCGCCUGCGGGAAGACCUAGCUGGCGACGUGCUGUCCGGGCUGGUCAUCGGCAUCAUCCUGGUGCCCCAGGCCAUCGCCUACUCCCUGCUGGCCGGGCUGCAGCCAAUCUACAGCCUCUACACCUCCUUCUUCGCCAACCUCAUCUACUUCCUGCUGGGCACCUCGCGCCACGUGUCUGUGGGCAUCUUCAGCCUGCUGUGCCUCAUGGUGGGGCAGGUGGUGGACCGUGAGCUCCUGCUGGCCGGCUUCGACCCUGCUGCCACUGCCGAGGGCCCGGGGUGGAACCUCAGUGCCCACAACACCUCCACAGAGGCACUGGAGCCCCAGCUGUGCAGCCGGGACUGCUAUGCCAUCCGCGUGGCCUGCGCCCUCACACUGGUGACCGGAAUCUACCAGGUGAGGCGUCUGAGCACCACCCUGGGAGGCCAGAGGGGGGCGGGCUGUGCGGGGAGGGCGGCGUGCACAUCGGGGGCCAGGCCCUAGGUCCCCAGAGCACGUGACAUGAGGCAGCGGGGGGAGGCGUGGCCUCCUGCCCGUGUGUCCGUGCAUCAGCGUGGCCAGCUCCCUGUCAUGCUGGGUGAC